Messenger RNA from Pisolithus orientalis, 2337 nucleotides. RefSeq names its product sulfate transporter family-domain-containing protein. Bases 1 to 2337 code for a protein of 778 amino acids. Gene Ontology annotation, cellular component: membrane. The record is from RefSeq and is a predicted model, not a curated record. Lineage: Eukaryota; Fungi; Basidiomycota; Agaricomycetes; Boletales; Pisolithaceae. The transcript is spliced from 17 exons.
AUGGAUAUUUUUACAGACGGAAUGAUAAUGUUUCCUGCUUCUGGUGUUUUCGCUAGCUUGGGUGGAAUGGGCGUAUCGCUAUUUUUCGUCUCAACAGUGAUUUCCCAAUUCAUCUACUCGUUCGGCGGGAGUCAGUUCGCAGGUGCGAAUGGGAGUAUGAUGAUCGAGACAGUCCCGUUCUUCCAUAUCAUUGCGUCGACGAUAGAGAGAGAGAUCGGAAAAGAGCACGUGCGUGAAGUAAUCGCGACAACGCUCGUUGCAUAUGCCUUGUCCUCCGUUUUGACGGGACUGACGUUCCUCCUACUGGGAUACCUGCGUCUCGGUGUCAUCAUCGGAUUCUUUCCGAGACAUAUCCUCGUCGGGUGCAUAGGUGGAGUUGGCGUGUUCCUUAUUUUGACAGGAUUGACAGUUAGCACCCGUCUGCCCUCCGAUGCUCUCGAUCCACCUACGUGGGACACCCUCCAAUAUUUAACGACGAACACACAUGCACUUGGACAGUGGAUGCCGCCUCUGGCCCUAGCUAUCCUGAUGAGGAUUAUUACAUCCCGGUGGAAGCAUCAACUCGUGUUUCCAAUCUAUUUCUUGGUGAUACCAGUGGUGUUUUAUGUGAUAGUUAUCGCUGCAGGUCUCGAUCUAGACAGGUUACGAAGGGACGGAUGGCUGUUCGAUUCUGCAGGAACGACUGGGUCCGAAGGUUGGUAUGAGUUCUAUACCUAUAUCGACCUCGGUUUGAUUAAGUGGACGCCGAUGUGGAAUACGUUGCCGACGCAGUUUGCACUGUUGUUCUUUAAUAUUUUGCAUCCACCCCUCAACGUCCCCGCCUUGUCUGUUUCGUUGAAUCAAGACAUCGACACGAACAAGGAACUCGUCGGACAUGGAUUGUCGAAUUUGAUUUCUGGAUUUCUGGGUUCUGUGUAUGCUCGUCUCCUUCUCCGUCGUGCGAUGUUCUACCGCGUUGGAGGAGGGAACAGAAUCGCAGGGUUAAUGCUUGCUCUCGUGACCCUUCUCAUCCUGAUGGUCGGCACGGCACCGGUUGCAUACAUCCCGGUCGUCGUCGUCGGUGCAUUAAUUUUUGCGCUUGGAAUUGACCUUGUCAAGGAGGCAUUGUGGGAUACAAGGUAUCGCGUGAGUUGGACGGAGUAUGUGACUAUCGUGAGCAUCAUGGUGACGAUGACUGUGUGGGAUUUCGUGAUUGGCGUGCUUUUCGGGAUAAUUGUCAGUUGUGUUUUCUUUGUCGUACAGAACUCACGGCGGCGGAGUAUUCGAGCGUGCUACCCUGGCAAUGCAGCCAUGUCCACUGUCCGCCGUCCAGCUGCACACAGGGCCUACAUCCACGACGUCUCGAAGCAAACACGUAUUAUGCAACUACAAGGUUUCCUUUUCUUUGGAACGAUCAUGCGCGUCGAGGAAAAGUUACGGAGUAUUGUCGAGGAUCCGGACUGGCGAACCAACCCUGUACGGUUCAUCAUCGUUGACUUGACACUCGUACCUGGUGUGGAUAUGUCCGCUGGGGAGGCGUUCGUAAGGGUACAAAGGUUGCUUGCUGCGAAGGGUGUCGUGCUGGUAUUUUGCGGUGUGGAGAGUGAGUUGGGCGUGGGGAAGGCACUGGCGAAUUCGGGGAUUUUGGAGGAGCAAGGAGUGGAGGUUUUUGAGUCCUUAAAUGAUGCGUUGGAAUGGACGGAGAAUGAGUAUUUGGGGGCGUGGUUCAGGUUGCAAAGAGCGGGAAGUGUGCCUGUCGCGUUGCCUGAACGACAAGGGGAGGGGGUUGGAUUCCAUGAGGCACUAGUAGGAUCGCCUAGAGAACGCUAUUUGCGUGAUGCGGGAAAUCGAACGAUUGUUGGCGCGGGCUUGUAUCUGUCCCGCACAGAGCCUUUCUCGAGCGGCAUUGCGCCAGAGCCACUCAACACGCUCCUAAAGGCCUUCCAAUCAUAUGAGGAAAUCGAUCGCGAUGUGCUUGUUCGCCUAUCCACUUACUUCACUCGUCUCUCGCUCCCUUCCGGACAUGUCCUCUGGGACGUUGGCGACACUCCAGACGGUCUGUACAUCAUCCAAUCAGGCGUUCUCCGUGCAUCAUACCGCUUCGGAUCCCACACGCGCAUCAUUGGGGAGUCGAUGGUGUCGGGCGCCUUAGCGGGAGAACUCUCAGGAUUGUCCGGAUUACCAAGGAACGCGAGGGUCGCCGUGGAGCGAGAAGCAGUGGUGUGGUGGCUGGGAAGGGAGGCAUUGAGGAGACUUGAGAGAGAAGAUGCAGAGUUGGCAUGGACGUUUGUGAGGAUGGUGUUGAAGGCUGCACAGGUGGAUACAGAUGUAUUACUUGCAGCACUUGCAAGUCGGUAG